Molecule: messenger RNA, 1144 nt
Organism: Carassius auratus (goldfish)
Lineage: Eukaryota; Metazoa; Chordata; Actinopteri; Cypriniformes; Cyprinidae
Product: tetratricopeptide repeat protein 33
Exons: 5
Coding region: 111-917 (268 amino acids)
Molecular function (GO): protein binding
Source: RefSeq, a predicted model, not a curated record
CGCCGCCUUCAGUUUAUGUUAUCUCACACAAUUAUGUAGCCUGUGCAGUAAAGGACACUGGACCGUUAAAUAGCCAUGUGUUAUUUCAGAGCUCCACCAGCUUACACCUAAUGGCCUCCUUUGGUUGGAAACGUAAGGUGGGGGAAAAAGUUUCCAAGACGACAGUGCAGCAGUUUGAGAAGGACUCGGAGCAGGCGGAUGAUGAGGAUGUGGAGAAGGAGGGAGUUGAUUGGCUGCAUGUCAUCAAACGGCGGCGUGAGGUGCUGCUGGAGGAUUGUGCUGCUAAGAGCAAGAGGCUAAAGGAUGAAGGGAUGCUGCUUGCUGAGCAGGGCAGGAACUGGGAGGCAUUGAAGAGGUGGGAUGAGGCGAUUCAGCUCACACCAGACGAUCCUGUGCUGUAUGAGAUGAAGUCACAGGUGUUGAUCACCCUUCAAGAAGUGUUCCUGGCUGUGCAGUCUGCAGAGAUGGCCACCAGACUCCGCCCCCUCUGGUGGGAGGCGUGGCAAACUCUGGGCCGCGCCCAACUAAGCCUUGGCGAAGUAGAACUUGCUGUACGGUCCUUCCAAGUGGCAUUGCACAUGCAUCCGUCUGAGCGCCCCCUCUGGGAGGAAGACCUAGGCUGGGCCCUAAAGCUCCGGGAGCAGCAGAAAUCUCUCCGUGAAAGAGAGAAACAGGAAGAGGAAGCCCGAAGGCUCCUCGUGGAAGCUCCUGAGCUGAAGAGUGAUUAUGAUUUUGAAAGCGAUGAAGUGAUUGAGGCUUGCACUGCCAUGGCUGAAAGACAGAAACAAUAUGAGGAACUAAAGAAAACAGCGCUUGUUGUGGACACACACGGGGUCACCAAAGAGGUGAUUGUCGAAGAUGACAGCGAACCCACUUCAUCCUCUCAGAGUGUUUUAGUCAAGGCACGGGGACUCUGAAUGAAAUAGAGGCUAGUUUUGUGUCUCCCCAUGUGUAUAUUGUUUAGAUUAUGUACGUAUUGUUAAGUUUAUUUGAUAAUCCAGGAUUUUGAUUGACUUCCUCAUAGUGUUUAACAAAGUUACUAUUCCCAGUGAAUUUGUAAAGUGAGAUUCAGAUUCCAAGAAGAAUUUGAAGAAUGCUUCUGGAUCAUUUUCACUCAAACAAGAGCAUAAAUUCCUUCCUUCUA